Messenger RNA from Ictalurus punctatus (channel catfish), 2360 nucleotides. RefSeq names its product polyadenylate-binding protein 1. Bases 298 to 1911 code for a protein of 537 amino acids. Lineage: Eukaryota; Metazoa; Chordata; Actinopteri; Siluriformes; Ictaluridae. The record is from RefSeq and is a predicted model, not a curated record. Gene Ontology annotation, cellular component: ribonucleoprotein complex. Gene Ontology annotation, molecular function: RNA binding. The transcript has 11 exons.
GUAAUAAUAGAGACACAGAGAUCAUGCCUGAAACUUAUCACUAAGUGUCAGAAAAAUUCAGAAUAGCUCAAGAAAUAAUAAUAAUAAUAAUAUCAUAUUUUAAAAAUCGUAUCGAAACCAGCAUUAGAUUUAGGUAUUAACUUUAAUAAUAAAGAUAAAUAUGUGAAGCCAUAGGUGAGGAGCUGAGAGAGAGUUGCCCCUCUCCCACAGGGAAAACAACGUCUUUUCCUGCCGGAGUUCAUUCUAUCUCUCAUAGCUUCAUCUGAGCAGUAGUUCACAGCUGGACACCAACUCAAGAUGACUCGUUCGGGCUGCACAUGGUGCUGCUGGAACUGGAGGAUGUGGAGAAACAGAUCCGUGACCUACUCAUCAAGCAGGCCCAGCUGCUGGAGCGAAGAACAGCGCUGGAAACACCCUUGUGCUUCUGCCUACACAUCCAGGGUAAGCACACAGCGUGGUAUUACCACUCCCAGCCCCUCUAUGCCGUGUGUUUCUCUGUGCAGGGACCGUGCACCCAAGACUUUUCCAGCUGAGGUCUUCGUCACACCGCCGACACACCACGGACCUUGGGUGCACCAGCAGCGAAAGGCCAGAGCCAUACGCCGGGAGAAGACCUCUCCACCUCCAUUGUUUGACAUCCCAACCAGGAACUGCUUCGCCCACGAGGCAGAUCACCCACCACGAAGAUCAUCGUCUCUGGACCUCUUCCCACUUACAGACGUGGAGCUGAAAACUGGAAUCUGUUCUGGGAGCGUCCUAGCUUGUUUCAUCCUGAUGGCCUGCACCCCAGCAGCCUCGGAGCGGAACUGCUGUCAGACAACAUCUCCAAGGCGCUACACACCAAGUGACUGCCUACUUUCUAGUUUCCAAAUGGCUACUACACUCUAUGUUGGCGAUCUUCACCCCGAUGUGACCGAGUCCAUGCUCCUGGAGAAAUUCAGCUCUGUCGGGCAAGUUCGUAAUCUCCGCCUCUGCUUGAACAACGGCACAUCACUCCAAUACGCUUUUAUCAACUUUCAGCAUCGAGCCGAUGCUGAGCGCGCUUUGGAGCUGCUCAAUUUCAACAUCCUUUUGGGUCAGACCAUGCGCAUCAUGUGGUCCCAGAGUGAUUCAUCCCUCAGAAACAGCAACAAGGGAAAUAUCUUUAUCAAGGGCCUGGAGAAGUCCAUCGACAGCAUGGCCCUUUACGACACCUUCUCCACCUUCGGCAACAUCCUCUCAUGCAAGGUGGUGUGCGAUGAAAAUGGGUCCAAGGGAUACGGAUAUGUGCAAUUUGAGAGUGCCGAGGCUGCCGAGGCUGCCAUCAAGAGGCUGAAUGCCAUGCUCUUUAAUGACCACUACGUGUUUAUCACACACUUCAAGUCCCGCCAGGAGCGCCAAGAGCAGAAGAAGAAAGAGAGACAUCCUAAACCUCAACACAAGUUUGAGCAGUGUGUGAACCUGUGUCUGAGGAAUCUGGAUGUCUCUGUGGAUGACGAGCGUCUACAUAAAGAGUUCUCACCUUUUGGAACCAUCAUCCACGCAAAGGUCAUGAAGACCAAUGGCUACACUGGAGGGUUUGGGUUUGUGCGCUUCUCCUCUCCGGAGGAAGCCACAAAGGCCAUGAGCGAGAUGCAGGGAAGGAUGCUCGACAGAAGGGCGCUGCACAUCCGUCCAAUUCAACGUAAAGAGGAGAGACAGGCUUCUCUCUCCAGUCAGGGGACACAGGCUGCCCAAAAGCCUGUAGUAAACCACCAUCAAUCUGCACCCCCUAUGACAAAAUCAUGGAUGCUAUUACUCAGGCUCAGAACUCCACUGACAAUAGCACAAGCAUCCAUCAAGUCAAGCCUCAUCCAAGUACACACAGGGCUAUGCAGGACUUCCAGCUGCAGAGUCUCCAGAACAGGCCAAUCAGGUGGUAGAUAUGGCUAAAAACAACCAAGCUACAGUCACGGACGCUGUUCCAGCUGUAGUUCCUACUGCAGCUGUUCCGGCUGCAGUUCCUACUGCAGUUAAAGCUGUACCACCUACAAUACCGACUGCGAGUAUAAAAGCUUCUGGAUUUUGCUGCAAGUCUCCAGAAGAACCAUGGCUGGUUUUGCAAGAUGCUCAAUAAAACUUACCAGCUAAUUUCCUUAUAAAACUGCACAAAUUGUACCAGAGGCUACUAUUUUUAUUUUUUUUUUUUUUUAAAUUGUCACACCAAAUAUUGACUUUGUUUCAUUUACUACUGUUUACUGUUCUUUAGUGUAUAUUUUUUUUAUGUAGAAACCUUUUAAUUUCAUUAUUUUGAAGGCAUCCUUGCUCUACAACAUUUCUUUGCAUGUGCAUAAAACUUUUGCAUAGUAUUAUACAUAUGUAAAUAAAUAUAUAUAGAUACA